GUUUGGGAUGAGAGUCAUGAGACACCUCUUUCUCUCUCUCUCUCUCUCUGGUUUAAGAAAUAAUGUAGAUCUCUAUGCCUUGGAAGCUUCUUCAUUUCUCUAUGUCUAGAUCGGAAUGGGGGGCACUGUUGGAUUGUGCUCCCCUUUGAAGACUAAACAAAUCUAGAGCAAAAUAGCCUCGUUCGUUCAUCCACACCACACGAGGAUCUGGAACUACUCUACGGUCUACGGGGUCUGAAUCUGUGUGCGGGUGUUGGUGUUAUUUGGUCUAUCCCUUUCAUUUUUCUUUUUUGUUUUUUCUUUUUUCUUUUCUCAACUCACCUUCUUCCUCGCUUCUCAGCCCACGCCAACCUUGUUCGCAUACCAACUCUACAUCCACCGACAAUAUUCUUCCUAUUAAAAUCAGUACUGCAACCAGGAACAGGACGGGAAACUUGUGAUUGUGUAUUUCUUUGGUUUGACAUGGCCUUCUUCAAGUGUUUUAGAUUCAAAAUUAGACGCAGACCCAAUCGUGUUGUUAUUGAUCAACCGGAGCAUGGCAAUGGCAUCACUGACAGUAAUAGGCAUGAGCUUGAUGAUCAGAAGCGGAAGGAUAACAGUUCAGUCAGGAAAUUCACUUGGGACGAGGUUGAGAGGGUGACUAUGAACUUCUCCAAGGUGAUUGGAUCUGGGGGGUUUAGCACAGUCUAUCUGGCUCACUUCCCGGGCUCUCUGGGGCUGGGGGCAAUCAAGAUCCACAUUGGCAGCGAGCGUCUCAACCAAUUGUUCAAGCAGGAACUAGACAUCCUGCUCCGUCUUCGCCAUGAAAAUAUCGUCGACCUUCUUGGCUACUGCGACGACGGAGAACAAGGGGCCAUGGUAUUUGAGUAUGUGCCCAACGGAAGCUUGCAAGAGAAGCUCCAUGAUGCAGAAAGGGAAUCGCCUGUGCUUUCGUGGAGAAGCCGCAUGACCGUAGCCUUCCAACUUGCGCAAGCACUUGAAUAUUUGCAUGAAAAAUGCACCCCCCAGAUUGUUCACGGCGACAUCAAAGCCUCAAACAUCCUGCUGGACGAGCAUCUCAACUGCAAGCUCUGCGAUUUCGGGUUUGCGAAGAUGGGGUUUGCUUCGACGGUACAACCGCCUUCAUCUUCUCCAUAUUCUACCUCUUCUUCCUCCUCUCCCUUAAGGAUGAAGCAAGUGAUGAUGGGUUCCCCCGGUUACACAGAUCCCCACUACCUGAGAACGGGAAUAGCCUCAAAGAAGAACGAUGUUUACAGCUUUGGUGUCGUCCUUCUGGAACUUGUCACGGGGAUGGAGGCUUUCUGCUCUGAAAGGGAGCAGUUUUUGACAUCUAUACUGAGACCAAUGCUGAGGAACGUCAAUAAAUUGGGAUCUAGGGAGGUGGCGGAAAUGGUGGAUCCACGGCUGGCUUGGGACUAUGACCCGGAAGAAGUCAGGGCCAUCCUAUCCAUCUCAGCCCUGUGCCUUGGCCAGUCCCCCAUCCUCAGGCCUUCUGCUAGUUGCAUCUUGCAAUCUUUUAAGGACAACAUCUCUUCCAUCUCCAUCCUAUUCCUACCAGAGAAAUUCGGUUCAAUAAAGAAAUCUACUGCCUAUAUAUAGUUAAGUCAUGAUCAACAUGAUUAAUAGGGAUGGUCGACCAUGGUGAUUCUGUAAGAAUGUAAAAAUUAGUCACUGUUUUCACUUCUCUUAUUAUACUUGUAACUAGAUUCGUUGGAUGCAGCGUUGAAUAAGCUAUUUUUUU
Messenger RNA from Corylus avellana, 1741 nucleotides. RefSeq names its product Protein kinase superfamily protein. NCBI's taxonomy places the organism in Eukaryota, Viridiplantae, Streptophyta, Magnoliopsida, Fagales, Betulaceae. Gene Ontology annotation, biological process: protein phosphorylation. Gene Ontology annotation, molecular function: protein kinase activity; ATP binding. Gene Ontology annotation, cellular component: plasma membrane. The record is from RefSeq and is a predicted model, not a curated record.